AGAAAAAGAAUAAUAAUAUCCGUUCGAAAAUUUACAAUCAUCAACUGUCACUAAUAAUGGGGUUGCUCUCUUCCUGCUCCUCCUUGGCCUUGCUGCCACUCAAUCCCUCCCCUCAUGCCUUUCCCAAAUCCUCAAGUUCUUAUCUCCAAACCCCUUUGCAUAUAAAAUCGGAAAUUCCUCUUAGCUUCCCAACACUAAAGACCAGAGCCACUGCUGAUGGAAGGGACCAAAUUUCCAACACCCCACUUCUUGUUCAAGAAGAAUCAAAGAAGAAACAGCCCAACCAGGAAGUUGAGGAGAGUGUGAGAGUUCUUAAAAAUGCAGCCAGAACAAGAAAGGUUCCAUCUGAAGAGAUCCUGGCUGCAUUUUCUGUGAUUGAGAAGGCCAAGAUUGAUUCUUCGGGGUUUCUUGAAACUCUUGGUGGAACUGAAUCACCGGGGCGAACCUGGAUGCUCAUUUUUACUGCAGAGAAAGGAUUAGAACGAGGAAAAUAUUUCCCGAUUACUGCUGUUCAGAGAUUUGAUGCAGCCGCAAAGAGGAUUGAGAAUGGAGUUUACCUGGGGCCUUUUGGAAACUUGACAUUUGAAGGGAGGUUUUCGUGGAACAAUAGAAUCCUUGCGUUCAUAUUUGAGAGGCUACGGAUAAAAGUUGGACCAUUGAACCCGUUCGAGAUCAGUUUGAAAGGAAAAGAUGACAGGGAGCCAACCAAUAAGGGAAAGGAUCCAUUCUUUGUCUGGUUUUACAUUGAUGAAGAAAUAGCUAUUGCUCGAGGCAGAAGUGGAGGAACAGCUUUCUGGGUGCGCUGUCAACGUGUUAACCCUUACUAAAAGCUUUGAUAUCAUGCUUAGUUGCUCUUAAGACAUGUAAAUAUAUAGUCAGUACAAAAUCAACUAAGAAAGUGUAAAUCACAUACAUCUUUGCACGGUUUCUUUUGAUAAUUAGUUUACAUGGUGACUAUUUCAUUUUCUUCA
Molecule: messenger RNA, 971 nt
Organism: Ipomoea nil (Japanese morning glory)
Lineage: Eukaryota; Viridiplantae; Streptophyta; Magnoliopsida; Solanales; Convolvulaceae
Exons: 4
Coding region: 57-827 (256 amino acids)
Source: RefSeq, a predicted model, not a curated record